CCAUAUUCAUCCAGCAGCAACAAAAAUGAUACAAAAGUGUAGCAUUCAUGAAAUAUUUUCAUAUCUCAACCUUACUGAAGCCGAAGCCUAACCAAAACCAGAACCAGAACCAGAACCGCCGAAGUAGCAUGACGGCGCAACACCAAUUCAGACAAGGAAGCUUUUCCGUUAUAGAGAAGAAGGCUUCAUCUAUGGCAUCACUGACGGAAGAAUCACAUCUACCCAAAUCUUUUAUUUACUUACAAUUCAAAAAAAUCACAAAUCUAGGGUUUCUGGAAACAUAGAUGGGUGUUGUGCAAUUUGAUACAACUAAAAAUCAAUUUGUGGAAGCGGUUGAUGAUUUCUCAAUCAAAUUCUGGGAUAUGGACCAUCUUCGUCUUCCAAUAUCAAGGUUAAUAUAUACAAACUCUGGUGAUGCCAUCUUAGUACUAGCAUUGAAUGCUAUUAACCUGCUUUGGAAGUGGCUAAGAAAUGAGCGCAAUUCAAGGGGCAAGGCAACAACCAGUGUUUCACCAGUACUGUGGCAACCUUCAAGUGGCAUCUUAAUGACAAAUGAUGUGCAAGAACCAAACCAUGAGGAAGCUGUCUCCUGCUUUGCUUUGUCCAAAAUGCUUGCUAUGUGAUAUCAACAUCUGGUGGAAAGAUCUCCUUGUUCAACAUGAUGACGUUCAAGAGAGUGAGAACUUUCAUGCCUCCACCUCCAGCAGCAACUUAUAUUGCCUUCCAUCAUCAAGAUAACAACAUCAUCGCUAUUGGCAUGGAUA
This is a messenger RNA of Solanum tuberosum (potato), 764 nucleotides long. RefSeq names its product protein TOPLESS-like. The record is from RefSeq and is a predicted model, not a curated record. Bases 285 to 623 code for a protein of 112 amino acids. The transcript is spliced from 4 exons. Gene Ontology annotation, biological process: regulation of DNA-templated transcription. NCBI's taxonomy places the organism in Eukaryota, Viridiplantae, Streptophyta, Magnoliopsida, Solanales, Solanaceae.